Molecule: messenger RNA, 4110 nt
Organism: Sorex araneus (European shrew)
Lineage: Eukaryota; Metazoa; Chordata; Mammalia; Eulipotyphla; Soricidae
Gene: ADIPOR2
Product: adiponectin receptor 2
Exons: 8
Coding region: 260-1420 (386 amino acids)
Biological process (GO): adiponectin-activated signaling pathway
Cellular component (GO): plasma membrane
Molecular function (GO): signaling receptor activity
Source: RefSeq, a predicted model, not a curated record
GCGGCGGCGAUUGGGGCGGCGCGAGUGAGCCGGAGCCCAGACGUGCUCUCUCGGCGGCGGCGCGGCGGCGGCGGCGACACCGGGCUGGGCCCCCUCCCUCCUCCGUCCCCUUCCUCCUCCCCCUCCCCUCCGUCGUGGCUCCCCGGACUGCCACCCGGCCGACGAGGCGGCGACGCGCUGCAGGAUCAAGUUCUAGAAGUUCAUCUUCCCAGAAAGAAGGGACAGAAAGACCUCUUUGUAAAAAAGUCUUGGAUAUCCCAUGAACGAGACAGCAGAAAACCGAUUGGGGUGCAGCAGGACUCCAGAGCCAGAUAUAAGGCUCAGAAAAGGUCACCAACUUGAUGGUACAAGGAGAGGUGAUAAUGACAACCACCAGGGAGAUUUGGAGCCCAUUUUAGAGCCAUCUGUUCUGUCUUCCCAUCAUAAAACAAGCUCUGAGGAACAGGAGAGCCAUGAGGAAGCUUCACAGGAAGAAGAGGGAUUUAUGGGCAUGUCCCCUCUCUUACAAGCCCAUCAUGCUAUGGAAAGAAUGGAAGAGUUUGUUUGUAAGGUAUGGGAAGGUCGGUGGCGAGUAAUCCCUCAUGAUGUAUUACCGGAUUGGCUCAAAGAUAACGACUUCCUUCUACAUGGACACCGGCCCCCUAUGCCUUCUUUCCGGGCCUGUUUUAAGAGCAUUUUCAGAAUACACACAGAGACAGGAAACAUCUGGACACAUCUCUUAGGUUGUGUAUUCUUCCUGUGCCUGGGAAUCUUUUAUAUGUUUCGCCCAAACAUCUCCUUUGUAGCCCCUCUGCAGGAGAAGGUGGUCUUUGGCUUAUUCUUCUUAGGGGCCAUUCUCUGCCUUUCUUUUUCAUGGCUCUUCCACACAGUCUACUGCCAUUCAGAAGGGGUUUCCCGGCUCUUCUCUAAACUGGAUUAUUCCGGGAUUGCUCUUCUGAUUAUGGGAAGUUUUGUUCCUUGGCUUUAUUAUUCUUUCUACUGUAAUCCACAACCUUGCUUCAUCUACUUGAUUGUCAUUUGUGUGCUGGGCAUCGCAGCCAUUAUAGUCUCCCAGUGGGACAUGUUUGCCACCCCUCAGUAUCGAGGAGUACGGGCAGGAGUGUUUUUGGGCCUGGGCCUGAGCGGAAUCAUCCCUACGUUCCACUAUGUCAUCUCGGAGGGGUUCCUGAAGGCCGCCACCAUAGGACAGAUCGGCUGGUUGAUGCUGAUGGCCAGCCUCUACAUCACAGGAGCUGCCCUGUAUGCUGCCCGCAUCCCGGAACGCUUCUUUCCUGGCAAGUGUGACAUCUGGUUUCACUCCCAUCAGCUGUUUCACAUCUUUGUGGUCGCCGGCGCUUUCGUUCACUUCCACGGUGUCUCAAACCUCCAAGAAUUCCGGUUCAUGAUUGGCGGAGGCUGCAGUGAAGAGGAUGCACUGUGACCGCAGCCAGCAGCCAGGGAUGUGGCCCCUGAAGCAGGCCUGCGCGCGGCAGGCCCCGCGCUGGAGCUUGAAGCCCGUGCUGGAGGCGCCCCCAAACUCACAGCCUCGCGGGCUUUGUGCCGCCCUGGGGACUCCUCGAUACACGACUGAGAAGAGAAAAACAAAAAUAAAUCAUACCUCAAAGGAUGGAGUGCAUCAAUUUGGAGGAAAGGAGAAGUGGCCCAUGGCCCAAACCUUGACUUCUUUUUGAGAUCUACCGAUUGAGGGCUCUGCAAGACCCUUUGCAAACUGGCUUCUGAUCCAUAUCUUAUUUAUUUGUAGAAGAUGGGGAAACAGUUCAGCUGGUGGUUCUUUCUCCUUAAAAAAUAAUAACCAAUUUAGGUGAACAUUUAUAUCCUAUUAAGGGGUGGGAGUAUGAUUUUAGCUGUUCUUUUGAAAGAACAAAGAAAUUAAUGUAAAUAAGAUUUCUAAUUUACUGUUUAAAUGAGAAAUUUAUAUAAAUGUUUAAAACUUAGGGGUAGGGGAGGGAGGGAGAAUUUUUGUAUAGAAUGAAACAUGCAAGUACCACACACUGUUUAAAUUUUGCACAAAGUGACUGUAGGAAGAUCAGGUGAUAGCCCCGGAAUGUACAAUGCCUUGGUGCACCCAGGUGCCUUCUAAAGGCUGGCAUCCUUUGGACUCCAGCGGGGCAGAGUGCAGCUCCGGCCGCUGACCCCACGGCCCCUCUCCGAGCCUUUGUGAGUCCCAAGGUCGAGGGAAGCCGCAUGUGAGUGGCCAGCAGGCUGUUUCAGAUAAAGGCUCUGCGGAAGGCGUCGCCGGAGAGAACGCUUUGUGUUCUGUGCCGGUUACUGACCCUUUCUUGGGCAUAGAGCCCCUUCCUGGGAAAAGUCCGUUUCUGCCAGUGAAGGGGUGGUGGAGACAGUGGAGUGGAGGGACUCCGGACACAUUAGCACAGGCGCUGAUCGGUUUCUUUUCUGCUGAACUGAUUCCUUCUGUUGGAUUUUGUGGGGUACCUUAGCUGAUUGGAAGUUUCGAGUUUCCUGUAUCCUGCUGUGGAACUCUGGGAAUCUCUGGAAAUUUCCCUCUGUUGAAAAUCACUGCCCUGCCCACACUUCUUCCUCCCAGGAAUGCAGGUGGAUGUUUUCUCGGCGUGAUAGUGCCUGGCACGUGGCCAGUCGCUAAAGAGCUUCUAGCCUGGUCAAAUGCCCCCAGAGCUCAUAUAUGUUGGAGAGUACUUCUCCUGGAGUAGGGAAGAGAGAUUUCAUCUCUUGGUACCUGGUUUGAACAGGAAAGCCAACCGAGAACUUUGUAAAGUAGGAUCCUCACCCACCGUGCUUUUCCUAAAGCCCCCUCCCUCCCACCCCCUGGGAUACCGUGGCGUAGGAAGUUUAAAAGGAAACUUACAUGUAAUUGCUAGGAAACGGGGUAGAGUCCUUACAGUUAAAUCUCUGAAGAGCUGUUAGAAUUAUAGCAGGAUUGCUUGUGUCCCUUUUACGGUGUUAGAGAGAGUAGCGGAGGGGAUUUGGCUCAGAAUUCUGAUCCUUAUGAUUGUGGUCAUAGGUGAACCACCAGAAUAGCACUUGAGUCUUUGGUUCCUUCCUCUCGUCCAAGACUUCAGGUCACUAGAUUACAUCCUGGGGACUGUGGGUAUCAGCAAAACAUUGAGGCCCUAAGCAUGGCGCUGGUCUCCUUCAGUGGGUGUUUGGGAAUGUAGGAAUGGUCUUUUCUCCCGUCAGUAUAGAGUUUUCUCAGUUAUUUUUCUCCUUGGGCUCCUUCUAGUCUCCGGCAGAAGCCAGGGAACCAGGAAGGAGUCCAUUGCAGAACUUGGGAAAGAGUAUUUCAGUUCUGGAUAAGGCCACUGCCCGGGGUGCUAGGUGGACCCAGCCAAAAGACUCUCUGGGUGAACUGGUGCAGUGCCUGACAGAGUCACGCGCAGUAUUGACUCCCCGUGGGGGACAGUGGCCGUCUGGAAGGAAGUGCUCUUAGUCUCACGAAAGCCACAGCACAUAUCAGAAGCCAGACUUGCUCUUUGGUCUUGCACUUUGGGAUAAAGGGGCUGAGCCACAGCCCUGUAACACUACCAGUAGAAGUAGCAGUGUCUGGGCCCGGGACCCCACACCCCAAAGGCGGAGCUGAACCUGGUUCAACAUAGCACAAACCAUUAGAAAAAAUGAACUGAAUUAACAUCAACAAUGUGUAAUCCAGUAAAACUUCCCUCUUUAGGGUGUGUGUGUGUGUGUGUGUGUGUGUAUAUGCCCAUUUCUCUGUGCGUGUGUGUGGGCAGGCGUGUGUGUGUGUGUGUGUGUGUGUGUGUGUGUCUAUGUGCGACUUACUACCAACAGCCUCAAUGUGCACUUGGUCCUACAGUGCUCGCUGAGAACUCUCACCAGGUUGGCGCCUGAAUGCCUUACUCUCAGCAAUUAGAGGCUUGCUUGCUCUUUGUAGUUUUAAUUUACAUUUUUUGGCCCUAGGCUGGGUAGGACCUCUACAGCUUCAUUCUUUCACCAUUAAAUAGUGGCCUUUUUCAGUAUUUCCCCUUCCCCUUUAUAAAUUGCUGAAGCCACAAAGCACAUUUUGGGGGCGCAUAGAAGGUUGGGUUCCAAAAAGGCAUCUGUGUGAUGGUUUCAUUCACCAUGGGAUUUCUUUACUUGCUGUAUGCUCAACUUCUAAUAAAAGAACCAAAUAACAUA